AUGAUGGCUAUUGACCAGAUACCAAAAAAGAACUGGUACAGCAUUCGAGGUGCAGGCCCAUCUGCAAGUGUGUCCAACUUAAAACAAAAAUAUCAGAAGCUCAUUUUAAUACUAUCUCUCCAGCAAUAUCAUCCAGACAAACAAAGUGUAGAUUUGCCAACAGGAACAAUGGAGGAAUGCUUUAAAAAGUUCAUCGAAAUUGAUCAGGCAUGGAAGAUUCUAGGGAAUGAAGAGACAAAAAAAGAGUAUGACCUGCAGUGGCAUGAAGAUGACCUAAGAAAUAUUGGACCAGUAGGUGCUCGGAUAUAUCUUGAAGAAAUGUCCUGGAAUGAAGAUGAUCACUCAUUUUUGCUGAGAUGCCGUUGCGGUGGAAAAUACAGCAUUUCCAAGGAUGAAGCAGAAGAAGUUAGCCUGAUUUCUUGUGACACAUGUUCAUUAAUUAUAGAGCUUCUUUAUUGUACCUGA
Elephantulus edwardii (Cape elephant shrew) is the source of this 465-nucleotide messenger RNA. Its product is annotated as dnaJ homolog subfamily C member 24-like. The transcript is spliced from 2 exons. Gene Ontology annotation, biological process: positive regulation of ATP-dependent activity. The record is from RefSeq and is a predicted model, not a curated record. Gene Ontology annotation, molecular function: ferrous iron binding; ATPase activator activity. Bases 1 to 465 code for a protein of 154 amino acids. Lineage: Eukaryota; Metazoa; Chordata; Mammalia; Macroscelidea; Macroscelididae.